Molecule: messenger RNA, 5055 nt
Organism: Penicillium psychrosexuale
Lineage: Eukaryota; Fungi; Ascomycota; Eurotiomycetes; Eurotiales; Aspergillaceae
Exons: 6
Coding region: 1-5055 (1684 amino acids)
Source: RefSeq, a predicted model, not a curated record
AUGGAAGUAAUUGAGGGGUCUUAUCGUGUAUGUGCGGGGAAGACUAGCGCCGCGGAGGAUGUCGCAUACUACGCACGGGAUGUGCAAAUGGGGGAGAAACUCCUCCGCGAGGUCUGGACUACUUUCUCGACUAAGGAAACAAGAUUUUCCCGGCCAGAUAACUGGGUGUCCGGAAAAGAAGAUUUAGUCACCGGAUUGAGUUCUCGCUUUCCGGCUCGCUCCCCGAAACCACCGUCCUACGACGAUGUAAUCCAUGAUCUCCCUCCCGAAUACGCUGCAUUGCCUCCGCUCGCGCAGCGCAGAUCGACACCUGUUUCCCUCCUGCCAAAGCCUCGUGAAAACUCGCGUGAUCCGUCAUCGUCGCUGCCGAAAGAUCGAAUGCUAGAUGUACGAGUUGAUUUUGGGAAUACUACGGGUAUUCGGGAACAUAAGAAGAAAAAGCCAGCAGGAAAGAAAGCAGCACCACCUCCGACUCCCUCUCCUCCACCGCCGCCACCGGCAGGCGGGGCUGGUGGAGACGACGACAAAUCCAACGGUGAUGGUGGUGCCGGUGGGGCUGGUGGAGAUUCAGGCGGCGCUGGAGGCGGCGAUGGAGGUGAUGGGGGUGAUGAUUGGGGUGAUUGGAAUGUGAGCGGAAAGAAGGAUAAGAAGAAGAAAUUAGAGGAGGAAGAGGAAGAAAGAAAAGCCAAGGAAGAGGAAGAAAAAAAAGCUAAGGAAGAGGAAGAACGAAAGGCCGCUGAAGCCUCUGUUGCCAAAGAUCUUAGCUGGGCCGAGGAUGGGGGCGAUGACUCGUGGGCUGCCUUCACGAAUGUAGGAAAAAAGAAGAAGAAGGGGAAGGACGAGAUUGCACCUCCUGGGGGGUUCCAAGACAUAAGUCUGAAUGACGGGGCACCGCAAUUGGACUUGAAUUUCGAUAGUCCAGCCCCUAAGACCGGGGGGACUGGGUUUAGUUUCGGAGGAUGGGGCAAAGCCUGGACUACUAGCAAGGUUGACCCUCCUCCCAAUGACGAAUCCAAGGACAACAACCCCUGGGGAGCAACCCCAAAGAAGAAGACGUCAGAGACUGGCGAAUUUGAUUUUGACUUAGGAUCUGCACCGCCUGAAACCAAGCAAGAAGAUGAUUGGGGAGGAGGUUGGGAUGCGAGCAAAGACAAAAUGAAGGAGACUGAGCCCGAACCCGAAGCGCCUGCGCCUCCGGCUCCGCCUGCACCCAGAGUCGAUUUCACGAAGGAAGCAUGGUUUCUAAAUCUGCCAAAGAGAGAGCAACGUAAAACGAAGAAGGAGAUGGAGAAGAAAUGGAAAGAGGAGGAUGAAGCUGCAGCAAAGGAGGCAGCAGAGCAGGAAGCAGCAAGGGCUGCUGAAGCUGAGGCAGCGGCAGCGGCAGCGGCAGCAGCAGCGGCAGCAGCGGCUGUACCUGAACCCGGACCUGAACCUGAACCGGUGGCCGAGGAAAUCGAGGAACCAGCCGAGGCAGAUACUGGCUGGGGUUGGGGUCUUUCAAUGAUAACCAAAGAUAAGAAGAAGAAGAAGAAGAUUGACCUCUUAGCUGAUCCGGUGCCUGUCAUCGAUGAACAACCGGCGAAAGCAGAAGAGCCAGUUGAUCCCUUUGCCGCUUGGGGAGUUACAUCGAAGGACAAGCAGAAAAGCAAAGGCAAAGCCGAACCAGUACCUGAGCCAGAACCCAUUCCGGAACCUGAACAUGAGCCCGAGCCCGAGCCCGAACCUGAACCAGAGCCUGAACCCGAACCCGAGGCGCCAAAGGUGCCUGAUAACCCUCUAUACGAAAAUUGGCAUGAGAUAUCGUCUAAAGAACGCAAGAAGCGAGAAAAACAGUUGAUACGUAAGGGACUGCCCAUUCCCGGCAAGGACUUCGAGCUUCCAUCGAACAAGCCCCCCGAAGAAGUCCCUGAACCAGUUGUUGAACCUGAACCGGUGCCUGAGCCUGAGCCUGAACCCGAACCCGAACAGAAACCUGCCGAAGAGAGCUCCUGGGGAAUUUGGGGGCCAGUAAAGGACAAGAAAAAGAAGAAGAAGGGCAGGGAUAUUGAAGAACCUCCCCCACGUGCGCCGACACCUCCUGCUCAGGGCUUAACCCCAGACCCCGAAGCUUUCCAUGACAAUGCCGAUGACAUUUGGGCGGAAGUAGCCCCUAAAACCUCCAAGGGCACAAAGAAAACCACGAAAGCCAUCGAAGCCCCGAAAGAGGAAAAAGCCUCUCAAGGCUUCUGGUCGACCCUGACUGGGGGUUCUAGCAGCAAAAGCAAAACAACGAAGAAGGCAGAUGAAACGGCCAAGGUGAAAGAGGAGGAGGAAGACCUUCUUAUUGACGUUGGAGAAAAUCCUCCAGAGCCUGAACCUGAACCUGAGCCUGAACCUGAGCCUGAACCUGAGCCUAAACCUGAGCCUGAACCCGAACCAGAACCCGAAUCAGAACCCGAACCGGCGCCUGAACCCGAAAAAAUAUCGAAGCCUAAGGCUUCCAAGCUCAGUGUUGCUGAACGUAUCAAGGCCCUGGAGCUCGCCAGGAAGGAGAAGGCAAAGGCAGAAAAGGCUAGCUCGAAGAGCAAAUCCAAAGAAAAGAAGGUCGAACCGGAACCGGAGCCAGAACCUCCUAUAGAGGAACGUGCUCCAACGAAGAAAAGCUCAAGAACAAAGUCUAAGACAGCAGAAGCUCUUGAGUCUCAAGAAAGGAAAUUCUCUAAGGACUCUAUCCCUGGAAGCUUCCCAGACUUUGGAGAUGAUCCUGAGCCCAAGCCCAAGCCUGAACCCGAACCCGAGCCAGAGCCAGUGGUUGAGCCCGAGCCGGAACCCGUGCCACCGGCCCCAGAUCUUUCAAAAAUGUCGAAAAAGGAACUGAAGAAGUAUAAAAAGGCAGAAGCAGAAAAAGCUGCCGCCGCAGCCGCAGCGGCCGCUGCCAGGGAACCAACCCCACCUCCUGAGGAAAUACCUGCGCUAGAACCAGAGCCAGAGCCUGAGCCUGAGCCUGAGCCCGUAGCCGACGAGCCAGAAGAGAAGGAUGAAGAUGCUUCUGCCGCGCCUCCACCAGAGCCUGCCGAAGAACCUCCAAAAUCAUCUAAGAAGGACCGAGCACGCGGUGAAAAGAAUACGAACACCAUAUCAUGGGGCUUUUGGGGGGCUGCGCCGCCCCCAAAGAAGUCGAGUAAGAAGGAAAACACGACACAGGAGGAGGAAGCAGAACCCCCGAAGAAGUUGAGGAAGGAAAACAAGAUUCAAGAGGAAGCAGAACCUCCAAGGAAGUUAAGUCAGAAGGAAGCAAAGAUUCAAGAGGAAGUAGAACCUCCAAAGAGAAAAGAGUCUACUGGAAAACCUCGACCCAAAGACCCCGAACCAGAAGUGGAAAGGUCUGCGUCUGACCGUGAGAAGCGGCGAGACCGUGAGGGGCGGUCCUCGAAGAACCAACGUGGCGUGGCCUUGGCCAAUAUGGUACUGGGUACACCCCAGUCCAAAAGCAAAUCCACUCGCAAAUCUGGUUCUUCGUCGAAACCCGUAUCCAGACGUCCAUCAAUUAAUCUAGAUGACAGAACUGCCGAUCUAGCACGUCCAGAUGAGAAGCGUGAGGUCUUUGACAAAGCAGCCAGGCUGAUGGGCAUGGACCCUCCCAAGUCUCGACGUGAGCGCCCGCGCGUAGACAGGCGGAGAUCAGUUCGAGAUCCGUAUGCGAUCGAGGACGAUGACCUCGUUGUGGUUGACAUGGAGGAUGCCGAGAGGAAUUCACCCAAGGAAGGCUCUAAGGGCUCAAGGCGCAGGUCAAGGAGACAGCCGCGGCACAGACCUGACGAGGACGAUGUUGUCCUGGUUGAUCCAUAUCAAGCACAUCCCACCGCAGAUAUUAUGUCAGGCCCCGACGAUAUGGCAUUUUUCGAUGCUCCAAGAGAACGUCGCCUAAAGCGCUCCAACACCGCUCCGGUGAAGAAACAAGAGAGCGGUGGCUUCAUGGGGCUCUUCGAUUCUCUGAGAAAAGGCACACGCCCAGAUCGGCCAGAACGACCAGAGAUGCCCGACAGACGCAGGUCGCGGUCGUAUCGUGAUGACGACGGAAGACAUCCCCCAGAAAUGGAGCGCGACGGCGCUCGAAGAUCGCGUCGCGAAGAUCGACGCCGCGGAUCUGUCCGACCAGACACCGAAGGGUUCAUAGGCGACGCCGCCGGUGCAGCAGCGGGUGGCGAGACAGAAGCCGAUGAAGCGGAAGCUCGGCGCGCAGCACGACAUGCGCGGCGUGGAUCCCGCAAGGUACCUCCUGACUCUCGUGAAACCGAAGUUCGGGAAGCAGAAGAGCGGCGCGCGAGGCGAAAAGAACGAGCGCGCGAGCAACGUGCUCGUGAAGAGGAAGAGGAAGAACCUGCGCGCGAGGAACGUCGUGCUCGAGAAGAGCAGGCUGCUCGUGAAGCCCAAGCCCAAGCUGCAGCCGAAGCUAAGGCUGCAGAACGCCGCGAGCGCCGGCGAAUGCGCGAAGAGGAAAUGAUCGCCGCGAGAACGAGCCGGCGUCGUGAACGUGAGCAAAGGAUCCCUGUUGAGGUCUUUCCUGAUGAGCGUGAGGUCGACCGUCGAGGAACCCGUACCUCUCGCCCGUAUGAAGACCCGAACGCUCGUCGUCGCAGGUCUAAGGUGGCCCCUGAGUUAACUCGGGAGCCGCUCAUGACUGGUGCGUUGAAUCGUGGCGGGAGUGCGAAAGACAAAAUUUCCUCGUGGGUUUACUCGCAAAGUGAUGAGCCUCCGGAGCCACCGCAGAUAGUCCCUACUCUUAUUGAUCUGCCUCCUCUUGCAGGCGAUGAAGGUGACAAUGCUCAUUCUCAUUCUCUUUCAUCGGAUGAGGAAGCUCGUCGUGUUCUUCGCCGCAAGGCCCACCGCCGUGCUAAGUACGAGGAAGAAGAGAUUGAUGAUGCUCGUCCUCGGCAUCAUAAUUCGCGUCGUGAAGGUGUGAAGAGCAGCUCUGGAAGUGGUGAUCAUGAACGUGACCGUGAGAUAAAGCCCGCUCCGCCCAGUGCGGAUGCUAAGAAGCCCACCAGUUGGUUCCGCAAAUUGACGAACCUGUAA